Molecule: messenger RNA, 3277 nt
Organism: Triplophysa dalaica
Lineage: Eukaryota; Metazoa; Chordata; Actinopteri; Cypriniformes; Nemacheilidae
Gene: tcf19l
Product: transcription factor 19 (SC1), like
Exons: 4
Coding region: 495-2054 (519 amino acids)
Biological process (GO): regulation of gene expression
Cellular component (GO): nucleus
Molecular function (GO): protein binding
Source: RefSeq, a predicted model, not a curated record
AGUGUUCCAGUCUCCUUGACAACAGAGACGGAAGUGAUGUUGAAUUUCGCGCAAGGAAACCAGCGCGGCUCCUGGCGCGCCAAAUUUCAAAGCACUUCCUGCGCUGGGAGGACCAUAAGAUUGACCACGGAGCCGAAAUAAAACACAAUAAUAUCUUUUUACAAAAUCUCACCCUCCUGUUUUGGGCAUGGCAUGCUUUUAAUGAAGAUCAUCAAGUGACAUUAUCUGACUGGACAUAUUAAAAACUAAAGCUCUAGAAAAUUUUGACUGAAAAUAUCCAAGCCAAACUAAAAUAUAAUUUUAGUUUGUCCUCCAUCGGUGUUACGUAAUAUGUCAUAUCAGCCUGACCAAGUAUAAAUCAGUGCUUUUAUAAAUUAUUAAUAUCUCAAUUUUAAAACAAGAAUAUCUUCAAUGGAGGACAUUUAGUCUUGUUCAAUAGAAGCGUUGCCAGCUGUGUUGCAGUUUUCCUCCACAUUUAUUUGUGGAAUGCCAAAAUGUCGACAGGAGUCCAGCCGUGUUUUCAGUUGUUAAGAAUUGGAUUGUCGUCCAAUGCGAAUAAUGUCAACACAAACGGAGAUGAGUCACCUGACUCUGUUCGUGACCUGUACACGUUUCGGCCAGAGCUGCCCCAGUGUGUGUUCCGGCUCGGUCGGGCCGCAGAGCUGUGUGAUGUCACCCUGGACUCGAUGACUGUGUCCCGUAUCCACGCUGAGCUACACGUGGAGAAAGUAACUGAUGCGUCUGGAGAAGAGGGGUGGAAAGUCUGUGUGAAGGGGCGCAGCAGUAAUGGCACAUGUGUGAAUGAUGUAAACCUCCAACAGGGAGUCUUAUGUGAGAUCAACGAUGGUGAUACCCUCAACAUCGGUGGCCAAUCAGGGAAGACUAGCCCAGAAUUCUACUUCCUCUUCCAAAAAGUACAAGUCCGCCCUUUGGACUUCGAUGCCAUCACUGUGCCGAAAGCAGGUGUUUUCUCAUCCGACAUUAAGAACCGUGUCAGAACGUGCUUGGAACGUAAAGCAGACCCCGCGUUGGAUAUUUCAAAACUGUCCAUUAACAAAGCCACGGUCAUUCUGAACUCCAUUGGUAGCCUGAGCAAGAUGAACGGAAGCUGCUGGACGUUUAAGAAAAGCGAUAAAACUAACAGUUUAAAAAACGCCAACACUCCAGGGUUUGCGGCUUUGGCCCCUCCCUCCACUCCGCCCCCCUUCCAAGCCGACGGUGAGAUCGCAUCCAAGUCUGUCCCACCAUCGUCAAAGAGCCGACGCAAGUCAGCCCACACCGUUCUCCUGGAGGACGACAGUUCAGACGAUCCCGUAAAUCGCAGAGGUGUGGAGGAUGGAAGGAGAAUACAGGCGAGGAAAAGACGACGACUUUACAAGUCCGAAUCAGACGUGUUUCAUCCUCCUCUACCUAAACUGGAGCAGAAUUGCAGGUCACAGUUGGAUGUGUCGAAACACAACAGCAGCACGGCACCUAACAGAAAGUUCAAUCAUCAUAUCACGAACAUGACUCACACCAAAGGCAUCAAUUUGACUCCGCUUCACCAGCAGAAGUCGUGCUUGUCUGGUCCUGGAAGGAGACAAAGAGCAAACAGCUCUCCGGUAUUUACGGCCCUGGGGACGGGAGGUGAGAAUUACAACCUGACCUCACCAUCAGCGAGGACACCCAAGACGGAGAAAGCGAGGGGGGUGAUUUCUCGGUUUCAGGCCUCGACUGGACGACGACGUGGAAGACCCAGAAAACAUCCUCCACCCCGUCCAUCCCUUCCAUCACCCUCUUCUUCCUCAUCCUCCAGCUCAUCUUCCUCCUCAUCGUCUUCCUCAUCCUCCUCUGAAGAUGAUGACGAAGACACUGGUGUCACGCAGGGCGUCGAACCGUGCGCAUCAGCGUGCUGUCGCUUCCCUCAGCAGGACACCGUGCAGUGGAUCCAGUGCGACGAUUGCGAUGCCUGGUACCAUCUGGAUUGCCUGCCGCACGGCCGCAACCGAGCCGCGCUGCUGCUCGACCCAAAUGCAGACUUCCACUGCGGCUGCCGCGGAGGCAGAAACCACUGAGACCAUGAAUCAAGCUCGCCUUCAACUCAUUAAUAUACCAAAUAUGCUGAAAGACAUUGUGUUAUUACAAUCAGACCUAUGGGGGAUUGGGAGAUUGGUUCUUGGCUCUCGUAUAGAGAAACGCUUUGUAGUGAUGGCAGGAAUAAAUAAGUGUGGUUUUAAUGUUGUCUGCUGUGGUGCUAAUUGCUUUGAGGGGUGAUGUAAACUGGUUUGGCUCAGAUGGAUGUUCUGAACUUACCAGUUGGCAGGGUGGUUUUCAAGAGCAUCCAAAUGUGCUCGAAGCACUGAAUCCCAUUAGAACCAGCACUGGAUGGUUUCUAGCCAGUUACAAAAUAUAAUAAAUAUUUACAAAGGGGGAUGAAAAGGUAUGGACUUUGAAAAGCUUAAAAAAAUAUGUUUGUAAAUGUUGAAUACAGAAAUGAAUUAUUGUUGGCAUGAUAUUUUGUAUUGUAUGGGAAGUAUUUUUAGAAGAAUGGAUGAAUUAGAGAUUAAGAGGCAUUGUUUAGCCAAAAAUAAAUUUUUCUAUGUCAUUUACACUCAUGUUGUUCAAAACCCGAUAAUGACUCUUUCUUCAGUGGAACACAAAAGAAGAUAUUUUGAAAAAAGUGGUUUUGUGUCAAAACAAUGGAAGUCAAUGUGGUUCAAUGUUGUUUGGCUGCCAACAUUCUUCAAAAUAUCUUCUUUUGUGUUCUGCAAAAUACAGAAAGUCAUACGGGUUUGAAAUGACAUGGGCGUCAAUAAAUGAUGGAAGAAUUUUCAUUUUUGGGUCAACUUGGUUGGGCAUCAGUAUGCUUUCUUAACUAGAUACUGAUUGUUAAGCAUGCUUUAUCCACAUUACGGCUUUUAUAUAAUAUGUUAUCUUUAAAUACUGUAUAAAAUGUAAACAAUGGUAGCUAAAGGCAGUUGUAAUGACUUAUUCAAGGGCAAAUUAAGUACAAAACUUGAUUUGAUGGAAUAUUCUUAAAAUGUCAAUGCACAGAAAACAUUUAAAGAGAAUUGUGAAUUGUUUUUUGUUAUGUGGUCUGCUAUUAACAAGCUUUUGAGUGUCAUCUCGAUUAACCCGAUGUAGUCGUAUCUGUUGUAGAAUCUGAGGUAUGAGUGAUUAAAAUACGUUCACUGUCUUCACUUUAACUCAACAUAAUAGAUAUGAUGAAUGACAGCCAUAAUGUUUGUUAUGUUGGGAAUUGGGAACUGAAUAAAGAAUUAUAUAUUUAAAAUAUAAA